UCUUACACGAGUAUCUUUCCUUCCAUGCACCACCAACUUCGCCGACGGUAAACGAAGUCGCGGUGGGGGACAUGCUUGGCUACGUUGCCAAGGUGGCGCGCGAGUUUGUCUUGCAACGGUACGAAGAAAACAACGCACCGUUGCUCUACGUUCGCAUUCAGAUUGGGCAAGCGGCCUGCAACGCUUUGCUAGAUUGCGGCACAACUCGCAACUUCAUCAACCAGUCGUUCAUGACUCGGGCUGGCCUUGGCGCACAAGUACGGAGGAAGUCACAUACGACGAUGGUCGCUCUUGCCGACGGUAAGACGAAACAACUUUUAGACCGUUACAUCUCKGCUGUCCCGRUGUACUUUGCACCGCACGCAUGUGAACCCGUCACUUUUGACGUGUUGGACACCGACUUCGAUGUCAUUUCGGGGAUGCCUUGGCUUUCUAGCGCGGACCACACGGUCAAUUUCCAUCGACGCACGCUCACGAUUCGUGAUGCAACUGGCGCCGAGGUCCCGUGUACUAUUCCUCCUCCUCGCUCUUCCAUUAGGUGCCAAGUCGUGAGUGCCAAAUCUUUUCAAGACACAUGCCGUUCCGAGCAUGUCGAAGAGAUUGGCAUCGCUUUGCUUCGAACCGUCCCGACGACCGAUUCAUCGUCCACAAAGGUGUCUUCUGACCCCCGUGUGACCCGGUUGUUAGACGAGUUUUCGGAUGUUUUUGAGACACCCUCCGGUAUAGUCCCGGACCGGCCAAUCUCUCACGAGAUCAUACUUGAGGCCGGCGCCGUGCCACUGAAAGGAUGCAUUUAUCGCAUGUCCGAGGAGGAGCUCACGGUUCUCCGUGCGCAACUCGACGAUCUACUCGACAAGGGUUGGAUCCGCCCUAGCAGCUCACCUUACGCUAACCGCGACAAAUGCGAGUUUGUCCGGCAAGAGCUUGAAUACUUGGGUCAUUUUGUCUCUCCGGAAGGCAUUCGUCUGUUGGUGGACAAGAUUCAAGCCAUCCAGGAGUGGCCUGAGCCGAAGAAUGUGACGGACGUUCGAUCCUUCCUCGGCUUGGCCGGUUAUUAUCAGCGCUUUAUCAAGGGUUACUCGAAGAUUGCGGCCAACCUAAGCAAGUUACAAAGCAAGGAGCAACCUUUUGACUUCGACGACAACGCGCUCCAUUCUUUUGAGACACUCAAAGCGGCACUCUUGUCCGCCGAGGUGUUACAUAUUUAUGACCCGCUUCUAGCUACGCGCGUCACUACCGAUGCGUCGGGCUAUGGCAUUGGGGCCGUCCUUGAGCAGCACGAUGGCACGGACUGGCACCCGGYCGAGUACUUUAGCAAGAAAGUACCUCCCGUGCAUUCGAUCKAYGACGCACGGAAGAAGGAGCUUCUUGCCUUCGUCCACGCCCUCAAGCGUUGGCGACAUUUCCUCCUUGGUYGGAAAGCAUUCCGAUGGGUAACGGAUAACAAUCYGUUGGUAUUCUACAAGUCRCAARACACGAUUAACAAUACCAUUGCCCGUUGGAUGGCUUUCAUCGACCAGUUUGACUUUUUCCCCGAUCACAUUCCCGGGAAGUCAAACCGUUUUGCGGACGCCCUCUCAUGGCGACCGGAUCUUUGCACCGCAGUCUUCUCUAUCUUCGAGAUCGACGACGACUUGCGGGAGAGCUUCAUCCGCGGCUAUCAAGCCGACCCUCACUUUCACGACAAGUACGCGAAUUGCUCCUCUCCGAAUUCGGUGCCUUCGCAUUAUCGGAUCCAAGAGGGCUACUUACUUGUGCAUUCACGGGGUAAGGAUCUUCUUUGUGUGCCGAAUGAUUCACACUUGCGCACACGGCUUCUUGGUGAGUUUCACGAUGCGCCCGCCUCCGGACAUUUUGGUGUCAACCGUACGCUUGGCCGACUUCGCCAACGGUUCUAUUGGCCCGACCUUCUCAAGGACGCCACCCGCUAUUGUGAGCCGUGCGAAGUCUGUCGGCGUUGCAAGUCACGCAACCAUCGUCCGUUCGGCGAGCUACACCCAUUACCAGUACCCCUUGGGCGACGGGAAGCAAUUGCUAUGGAUAUCACCGGCCCCUUCCCGAAGCACAAGACCGGCGUUGAUGGGAUCCUCACGGUCGUCGACCGCCUCACCAAGUACGCCAUGUUUUUGCCUUGCCGCUAUCACGCAAAGGCACCGAAGUUAGCCGAGGUCUUAUACACCGGUUGGAUUCGCUCCAAGGGCUACCCCAAGGAGAUCGUUUGCGAUCGGGACACUCGCUUUCUCUCCGACUUUUGGACCGCUCAAGUCCUCCGCACUCUCAUCCAUCCCGACCAGGCUGAUUGGGUUGAGCGCUUGCCAGACGUUGAGUUGGCUUACAACUCAUCGAUCCACCCGGCUAUCGGGAUGUCGCCGUUCGAGUUUGAGCAUGGUUCACCCAUCUCAUCGCCGCUGGACGCUACUUUGCCGCGCACAGCCGAGAGCGACGACCAUCUUGCGUUCCUUCGUCGCAUGCAAGAGCUUCUUGUCAAGGCACGGGAUCAGAUGUCGAAGACGCAAAUACGGAUGAGCCGUCAAGCCAACCGCAAUCGCCUUCCUUGCCCGUUCCGCGCCGGCGAUCUGGUUUGGGUCUCCGCAGCGGAGUCCAGCCUUGAGCAAGACAUCUCUCACAAGCUUCUUCCCAAGUGGAUGGGGCCUUGGCGCAUUCUCUCUGCAGCUGGUGAUGAUCCAGAGGGACCCUCAUUCCGCAUUGCGGUGCCACCUCACUUGCCCGUCCACACGGUGUUCCACUAUUCCAAACUCGCUCCUUUUGUUUCAGCGGAGUCCGACGAGUUUCCCAGUCGACGUACGCAAGACCCUCCUUCCAUGGACGGAUUUCAGGAGGCGGGCUACAGCAUCACCGACCGGCGCCAUGGCAACAAAGAAACAGAGUUUCUACUUCACUUUUCCUACUGCAGCCACAAGGCUGACYGUUGGCUGACGCGUUCGGAACUGCAGGCCACAGCCCCCGCCGUUCUCUCACGCUAUCUUAGCAAAGGGAAGACUACGCAUAGCACUCCAGCUCCUCGCCAUCCUCGCAACAUUCCGCCAUCGGAUCAGCAGCUUUGCCCGCGCCCCGGCUCGCCUUCAUAAGGAGGGGGGCGUGCUACAUGCUGAAAGCCUACACACGGGCCCCUCACGGGCCCCUCACGGGACCCGAGGUUGGAAUAGGGCCCCCAGGUC
Messenger RNA from Chara braunii, 3179 nucleotides. The record is from the annotation of a GenBank genome assembly. Lineage: Eukaryota; Viridiplantae; Streptophyta; Charophyceae; Charales; Characeae.